Messenger RNA from Trichechus manatus latirostris (Florida manatee), 2937 nucleotides. RefSeq names its product POU domain, class 2, transcription factor 3. The transcript is spliced from 15 exons. The record is from RefSeq and is a predicted model, not a curated record. NCBI's taxonomy places the organism in Eukaryota, Metazoa, Chordata, Mammalia, Sirenia, Trichechidae. Gene Ontology annotation, molecular function: RNA polymerase II cis-regulatory region sequence-specific DNA binding; DNA-binding transcription factor activity, RNA polymerase II-specific. Gene Ontology annotation, biological process: regulation of transcription by RNA polymerase II. Bases 286 to 2163 code for a protein of 625 amino acids. Gene Ontology annotation, cellular component: nucleus.
AGUCUCUGAGCGCCGCAGUCGGGGGCCUCGGCCGCGGCCGAGCUGUACCGGGGGCGAGCCAGCCCCGCUAGCGCCGUCUCCAGCUUGGAGCUGCCUGGGGACGCGGCUGAGUUCAGCCCACGUGCGUCCACGCCACGUCGCGGGGGGAACCCCGUAGCCGAGCCCCCGGGAUAGCGAUCCCGGGCGACCCGAAGUAGCCACCAAGUUCGGGCGAAGUUUGGCAGCGCCUCUCUUCACCCCCACGCGGCGUGCCGGGGCCGCGGAGGGCGGCGGCGGCCCCCUGGGAUGCGCCCUCCCGGCCGCCGCGGGGUCUCCACGGCGCCCCCGGCGCUACUGCUGCUGCCGCUGCUAGUGCCGCUGCUGGGGGCGCCGCGCGGCGUGGGCGCGGGGGCUGGUGCGCAGGCUGAGUUGCGGGUCCGCGUGCGGCUGCCCGACGGCCAGGUGACAGAGGAGAGCCUGCAGGCGGACAGCGACGCCGACAGCAUCAACCUGGAGCUGCGCAAGCCCGACGGUACCCUUGUCUCCUUCACCGCCGAUUUUAAGAAGGAUGUGAAGAUCUUCCGGGCCUUGAUCCUGGGGGAGCUGGAGAAGGGGCAGAGCCAGUUCCAGGCCCUCUGCUUUGUCACCCGGCUGCACCACAAUGAGAUCAUCCCCAGCGAGGCCAUGGCCAAGCUUCGGCAGAAAAACCCCCGGGCUGUGCGGCAGGCCGAGGAGGUGCGGGGCCUGGAGCAGCUGCACAUGGACAUCGCUGUCAACUUCAGCCAGGGGAGCCUGCUGAGCCCCCACCUCCGCAAUGUGUGUGCCGAGGCCGUGGACGCCAUCUACACUCGCCAGGAGGAUGUCCGGUUCUGGCUGGAGCAAGAUAUCAAGAUGAGCGGGGAUGUAGCCGAUUCCACAGAUGCUUGCAGGGCCCUCAGCCAGGUGGAGACAGGAAAUAAUCGAAAUGGCCUAGAUUUCAACAGACAGAUUAAAACCGAGGACCUCAGUGACUCCCUGCAGCAGACCCUCUCCCAUCGGCCAUGCCACCUGUCGCAAGGACCCACCAUGAUGUCUGGAAACCAGAUGUCUGGGCCAGUCAAUUCUAUGAUGUCUUUAUCUCCCCACGUGCAGGACAUGACUUCCCUCCAUCCACUACAACAGCUGGUGCUGGUUCCCGGCCACUUACAGUCUGUAUCCCAGUUCCUGCUCUCUCAGACCCAGCCUGGGCAGCAAAGUCUGCAGUCAAAUCUUCUCCCCUUUCCACAGCAACAAAGCGGUCUCCUCCUCCCUCAGACUGGGCCAGGCCUUACGUCCCAGGCUGUUGGGCGCCCUGGGCUGCCAGGAUCUUCUUUAGAAUCGCAUCUGGAAUCAUCCCAGCAUCUCCCGGUGCCCAAGCAUCUGCCUAGCUCUGGAGGGGCAGAUGAGCCUAGUGACCUUGAGGAGCUGGAGAAGUUUGCCAAGACGUUCAAACAGAGGCGUAUCAAGCUGGGAUUCACACAGGGAGAUGUGGGGCUGGCGAUGGGAAAGCUAUAUGGCAACGACUUCAGCCAGACUACAAUUUCACGAUUUGAGGCCCUCAAUCUGAGCUUCAAGAACAUGUGCAAGCUCAAACCACUGCUGGAGAAGUGGCUGAAUGAUGCAGAGUCCUCUCCUUCAGACUCCUCGGUGAGCACCCCCAGCUCUUACCCCACCCUCACUGAAGUAUUUGGGAGGAAGAGGAAGAAACGGACCAGCAUUGAGACCAACAUCCGCCUGACUCUGGAAAAGAGAUUUCAAGAUAACCCAAAGCCCAGCUCGGAGGAGAUCUCCAUGAUUGCAGAGCAGUUGUCCAUGGAGAAGGAGGUGGUGAGGGUCUGGUUCUGCAACCGUCGCCAAAAGGAGAAGCGAAUCAACUGCCCUGUGGCCACACCUAUCAAAUCAUCCAUCUACAAUUCCCGGCUGGUCUCUCCCUCAGGGUCUCUGGGCCCUCUUUCUGUCCCUCCUGUCCACAGCACCAUGCCUAGAACAGUCACAUCAUCCUGUUCCCCUGUGAACAACAGCAGGCCUUCGUCUCCUGGCUCAGGACUCCAUGCCAGCAGCCCCACCGCAUCUCAAAAUAACUCAAAGGCAGCAGUGAACUCCUCCUCCAAUUUUAACUCUUCAGGAUCUUGGUACCGAUGGAAUCAUCCCACCUACCUCCACUGAGACCAAAAAUUUUUUCCUACUCCACCUGGCCCUGUAUUCCCCACUGGAAGGGAGUCACACCUUCUAUGCAUGGACAGAUUGCUUUAAGAAGAGUGGAGGAGAAUCCCCACUACCAAUGAACCCACACUCUUGCCUUCUUCAGGAGCAAGGGCCUCCGGAGAUCCAAACUGUGAUUGAACCAUGUGCUGACUCUUAAUGCUCUUGAAAUAUAUAUCCCUUGCUAGGAGUUUGCCACUUUUACCUUCCUUGCCCUUGUCUUCUAGUUCUAAAUAUUUUAGAUGGCUUCACUGUGGCAAUAGUCUUUCAGAGAAAGGACUUCUUGGCCAUUAUUCUCCAAGUCAUCUAUGGGAUUCUGGAGAUAGCUAUUUGCCUCGUGUGCCCAACUACCAGAAGGGGAGAUAAUCGUUUUGACUCUGAACUUAGCCACAAUCCCUGAACGGAUCCCAAAACCUGUGAAAAGAUUGGAAUCUGAUGUUUCCACCAAAGCUUUGAUGUUUUCUCUGUUCAGCAGUUUUCUGACUGAUUCUUCAUUUUACUCCAUUUUCUCUUUAACUCCUUGUUUUCUAGAACCAGAUCCAUUCGUUAUUGUAUUCUCCAAGUUCCCUCCUCUUUCUAGAAGGCUGAGCCACCCCUGGUCCCCUGGGCACAUUUCUCAUCCACAGGUGCUCUUCUGUCUGCUUGCCUUGCCCCAGAGCUUCGGCAAGCUCUCCGUCUCCAUGUUUCUUUUUCUCCCUCUCCUUGUUUCUCCAUAUCCUGUCCUUUUCCUCUUCUCCC